UAUUAAAAGAAGGUGACAAGAAUGGCGGUGAAGUUGAAGGGCAGCUACACGGUGAAGCCAGCAGAGCCAACAUGGGAAGGUCGACAACCUCUCUCGGAAUUGGAUCAAGUUGGCUGCAUAACCCACAUUCCGACAAUCUCCUUCUACCGGCGUCCGCAAAACAGUCAAUUACAACCCGAAACUCUCAUCAACACCGCGCGAGAAUCACUCAGCCGAGUCCUCGUGACUUUCUAUCCACUCGCAGGCCGCCUUCGUUGGAUAACCAAAGGCCGUCUUGAGCUCGACUGCAACGCAAUGGGGGCUCGGGUCAUAGAGGCUGAAACUGAAUCGAAAAUCAGUGAAUUCAUUGGAGAAUUGCCAGAAUAUCAUCAUCUCAUCCCAAAGAUAGACUACACACUCCCAAUCCAUGAAUUGCCUAUAGUUUUAGUCCAACUCACUAGAUUCUCUUGUGGGGGUGUAAGCAUAAGCUUGUGCAUAUCACACGCCGUGGUUGACGGCCAAAGUUUACUACACUUCAUCUUUGAGUGGGCCGCUCAAACCCGAGGCGAGCCGCUAAUGUUUCCACCAUUUCUCGAUCGAAAAGCCCUCCGUGCCGGAAUUCCCGCGGCAAUUGCAUCGCAUUCUCUCGAAAAGCCCUCAUUCAAUCUCCCAUCCCUCAUAACGGAACAAGAAGAGGUAAAGGAAAAAGAAAAAGAAGCGAGUUUGGCUAUUCUAAGGCUUAGCAAAGACCAAGUCGAGAAGCUAAAGAGAAUUGCAAAUCAGGGCCUAGAAAAUAACACUGAUACCAAAAACCGGGCCUAUACUCGUUUCGAGACACUGGCGGGUUACGUGUGGAGGUGCGCAUGCAAGGCAAGGGGCCACAAACCCGAGCAGCAGACUGCGUUAGGCGUGUGCGUAGACACACGCCGCCGCAUGACGCCCCCGCUGCCGUGGGGCUACUUUGGCAAUGCAAUAAUCGACGUGUUGGCGACGAGUGCUGCCGGAGAAUUGACGUCUAACCCGUUGGGAUACGCGGCUGGGAGGAUCCAGGAGGCGGUCGAGAUGGCAAACGGCGUGUACGUUUGGGGGGCAAUUGAGUACCUCAAGUGUCAUGAGGAUUUGAGGGACUUUCAGGAUCUUGGUGCGAGGUUGAGUGGGGAAAGGUUUCCUUUCUAUAAGAAUCCUAAUUUGGGAGUUGUUAGUUGGUUGUCGUUGCCAAUGUAUGGGGUUGAUUUUGGGUGGGGAAAGGAGGCUUACAUUGGUCCUGGAGACGUUGAUGGAGAGACGGCUUUCCUUGUUCCUUGUCCCAGUGGUGAUGGAUCAGUGGUUGUGGCUUUGUGUUUGCAAGCUGAUCAUAUGGAGUCCUUCAAGAAGCACUUCUAUAAUGAUGUCGUUUAG
Morus notabilis is the source of this 1377-nucleotide messenger RNA. Its product is annotated as spermidine hydroxycinnamoyl transferase. NCBI's taxonomy places the organism in Eukaryota, Viridiplantae, Streptophyta, Magnoliopsida, Rosales, Moraceae. The transcript has a single exon. Gene Ontology annotation, molecular function: acyltransferase activity, transferring groups other than amino-acyl groups. The coding region runs from base 22 to 1377 and encodes 451 amino acids. The record is from RefSeq and is a predicted model, not a curated record.